Molecule: messenger RNA, 1191 nt
Organism: Corythoichthys intestinalis (scribbled pipefish)
Lineage: Eukaryota; Metazoa; Chordata; Actinopteri; Syngnathiformes; Syngnathidae
Exons: 9
Coding region: 28-1059 (343 amino acids)
Source: RefSeq, a predicted model, not a curated record
AAGCAUUAUUGCAUGCAUGCCUAGAACAUGGAAAUUGAAGCUGCAAAGUUAAAACAUGAUAUCCAAGAGCUCCUCUUUGACCUGAACAACUAUGGUUUAUGUGACCCGCCCACCAACUGCAUCAGGGCAGGAGUCCUGAGCUACCACCGCGAGUCCGACAACCCUCGACUCGACAUCAAAUCUGCGGAUUUGGAGCCUCCAUUCGAAUGUCCGUCAACAUGCGAAUACUGCCGCAGGAAAGCCAUGCCUGUGCUGGAUUGGAGAUGGGAAGACGAGCUGGAGGCGGUGCCAGAAUUCUGUUGCGCCGAGCGCAAGCUACUGUGCGUGGCCUUGCUGAGGAAAAGGCCUUUGGUGGAUGAAGAGGACGAAGGGCAUGGCAAGCCCUCUGAUCUGGCAGCUGCACUGCUUAGCGACCGAGAGAAGAGGAAUGCCAAAAAUAUUACCGACCUCUCACGUGGACUGAUGGAACUAGCAGGCUUAAAGAGAGAUGAUGAUGCCUCCCAAAAGGCAGAAACCACUCCAGAAGCAAAGAUCCUCAGCUUCCGGCUCGGUGGAUCCGCCGAAGAGGGAGGCUGGACGCUGAUGAAUAUUUCUGAAAAUGUUGUACAACUCAAAAACGAGGAAGACAUAUUCAUUUGCGACCACAAGCCUCCUUUGUUUGGAAUUUGUCAUCAUAAGGAGAGAAAACACACUCUCACACUGGAUCGUUCUCGCACUCAAACCACUCACUGUAACUGUUUUUGUAUUAACAGGAAGGGGAGUUUCAACAAAAGUUUUACACGGACGGCAAGCCCUUUCUUAACAUGUUCCCAGAUGGCUCUGCUCAGCUCUUUUACCCGGGAGACCGCUUGGCUCUACUCUUUAUCGUCACUAGAGACAAAGAAAGGGUUUGCCUCGUGUAUGACAACAACCAAAACGCAACACAUCACAGAGCCAUUCGAGGCAUCUUCCAGUCCAAUGGCAUGGCGACUUGUUAUCACAGCAAUGGAAACAUAUGGUAAACAGAUGGUUGAAUCUAAACAAGGCUGGUGGUCAAUGUUUGGACAAGAAGGGUGCUAGGACCCGUCGAUGGAGUUGGAAAACGCUUCCUCCCCCUCACCUGCCUCCUCUCUUCCUGUCACUCAAUAAAAACAUUGGGGUGCGGGUCCUGGGAAAGGAUCAGAUUUUCAUCUCUUUCCUGGCUAAAGGUCA